AGAGGGAUAGAUUUUUAUUUGGUGUAGCAGACCUCUCUUCUCUGCCUACCUACCGGUCACUCGAACUCUUUUUAGUGUUUCCAACCACGAGUUUUGCGUUGAUGCCUUCGUGACCCCGAGAGAGAGUAAAAUACAAGACCAGAGAAAAAACCAUCAUUCAUAUAUAUAUAUAGAUUCCUCAACCGCUUUCUCAAAACAGUUAAAAACUAAAAUAACUACAAAUCUUAUUUUACUCUCAGCUUCCUUCAUACAAGAAAGAGAAAAAGCAAAGCAAACAAAAUUCCUUUAUCCCAUUUUUUUUUUUUUUCUCUCUCUCAGAUUGGAGCUUCUUUCAGGUCCGCCAUGGCUGCUGCUUCUUCUUCUUGGCCAAAACGCCGCGUUUUGGCGAAUUCUCUGAUCCUCUUCAUUCUGAUUGGUCUGUCGUGUAUCGUCGCCGCUGACGAUGUCAAACAGGACGACGAUACAUCACCUAAAUCUCCGUCCUGCGACAACCCUUACGAGUUGGUCAAGGUCAAGAGCUGGGCAGGGGGUGCUGAAGGAGAAACUUUAACCGGGUUAAAUGCAAGAUUUGGGGCUCUAUUGCCUUCUCAUGCUGAAAAAGCUCCCAGAUUGCCUGCUGUCUUUUCAAAUCCCUUGAACAGCUGUUCCAGUUCAUCUUCAAAGUUAUCUGGAUCUAUUGUCCUGGCCAUACGUGGUGAUUGUGACUUCACAAAAAAGGCAGAAGUCGCACAGUCAGGAGGAGCUGCGGCCUUGGUGGUGAUAAAUGACAAUGAAGAUCUUUUCAAGAUGGUCUGCUCCGACAAUGACACAGCUAUAAAUAUAUCAAUUCCUGUUGUUAUGAUUCCAAAGUCAGGAGGAGAGACUCUUAACAAAUCUUUAGCAUCUGGACAGAAAGUGGAACUUUUAUUAUAUGCGCCAGACCGCCCAGUUGUAGACUACGCAGUGAUAUUCUUAUGGUUGAUGGCUGUUGGAACACUUUUCUGUGCUUCACUUUGGUCAGAUUUCACUGCUUCUGAGAAGACUGACGAGCGCUAUAAUGAACUAUCUCCAAAGGAAUCUUCCAAUGCUGGAUCAGACAAAGACGAUUUGGAGAAGGAAGUCCUUGAUAUUAGUGCAAAGGGUGCUAUAUUUUUUGUCAUAAUGGCAUCUGCAUUUUUGGUGCUAUUAUAUUUUUUUAUGUCCUCCUGGUUUAUCUGGGUGCUCAUUGUACUAUUCUGCAUUGGUGGUGUUGAGGGAAUGCAUGCUUGUAUAGUUGGCCUAAUAUUACGAAAAUGCAGAAAAUGUGGGCUAAAGGCAGUGAAUUUGCCUCUUAUUGGGGAGGUUUCAAUUAUCUCACUUGUGGUACUAUUUUUCUGUGUGGCAUUUGCAAUUUUCUGGGCUGUUACUCGGAAGUCAUCAUAUUCAUGGUUCGGUCAAGAUGUUCUUGGUAUCUGUUUGAUGAUAACAGUCUUGCAAAUGGCCCGAUUGCCUAAUAUCAAGGUUGCUACUGUACUUCUUUGCUGUGCAUUUGUUUAUGACAUCUUUUGGGUAUUCAUAUCAAAAGCGAUCUUCAAUGAGAGUGUUAUGAUUGCGGUUGCUCGAGGUGACAACAGUGGUGGAGAAUCAAUUCCCAUGCUUUUGAGAGUCCCUCGACUUUUUGACCCUUGGGGUGGUUAUGAUAUGAUUGGCUUUGGGGACAUUCUUUUCCCUGGUUUGCUUAUUUCAUUUGCUUUCAGAUAUGACAAAGCAAACAAGAAGGGUGUAUUGAAUGGAUAUUUUCUUUGGCUGAUGAUUGGCUAUGGACUUGGCCUUUUCUUUACGUACCUGGCCUUAUAUCUAAUGGAUGGGCAUGGUCAGCCCGCACUCCUCUAUCUUGUUCCAUGUACACUAGGUGUUAUUGUUAUACUGAGCUUGGUGAGAGGUGAAUUGAAGCAGCUUUGGAAUUAUGGCACAGAAGAGGAGUCAUCGCCAUCACCAACCCCUAGGGAUCCUUCUGAAGAAGCUUAAAGCAUCAUAUUAGUCACAUAUCUUCCAAAAUGAGAUAAAACGGAAUGGCUCUUAUCUCCCUAGUUUGAAGAGGUUGACUUCGGAUUCAUCAGUAACUAUCUUGGCUCAAUAUGAUGUGAAGAAUACAGUUAAGAGCAGUACAAUUCCAAGGCUAUUCACCUCGAUGUUCACUCUUGUGUAUAUCAUCUUCUUUUGUAUUUAUUGAUCUUGCGUCUAUUUAAUACGUUCGUAAUAUUAUGAAUUGCAUCAUCAUUCUUGUUCCCUUUGAUGAAUGAUAAUAUACUUGGAAAGAACUGUUAAUUUUAACAUCAUACGGUUAGUGAAUUACUUAUAUCGAAAUGAUGGUGCUUAAA
Messenger RNA from Quercus lobata, 2339 nucleotides. It is a transcript of the gene SPPL3, whose product is annotated as SIGNAL PEPTIDE PEPTIDASE-LIKE 3. Gene Ontology annotation, biological process: membrane protein proteolysis. Gene Ontology annotation, molecular function: aspartic endopeptidase activity, intramembrane cleaving. Lineage: Eukaryota; Viridiplantae; Streptophyta; Magnoliopsida; Fagales; Fagaceae. Bases 343 to 1986 code for a protein of 547 amino acids. The record is from RefSeq and is a predicted model, not a curated record. The transcript is spliced from 14 exons. Gene Ontology annotation, cellular component: lumenal side of endoplasmic reticulum membrane; Golgi-associated vesicle membrane; lysosomal membrane.